This is a messenger RNA of Manihot esculenta (cassava), 888 nucleotides long. RefSeq names its product transmembrane protein 230. NCBI's taxonomy places the organism in Eukaryota, Viridiplantae, Streptophyta, Magnoliopsida, Malpighiales, Euphorbiaceae. The transcript has 3 exons. Gene Ontology annotation, cellular component: endomembrane system. The coding region runs from base 313 to 666 and encodes 117 amino acids. The record is from RefSeq and is a predicted model, not a curated record.
AAUGGCAAACCUAGUAGCCAAGGAUGAAGUUCGCCCUUUUCUUCUCCCUGUAACAAAUUCACAAGUUUUUAUCAGCAGAAAGAAAAAUCAAAGCUUGUAGUCAAGCCGCCUCUGUCGAGCAUACGAUUUUCUAGCCUUCAUCCUUCUGAUUAUAAUUCCAUCAAAGCCCUCAUCUUUUAUCAAAUCCGACUGUCCAAACUAUUGCUGCUAUGCGAUCUAAGUCACAGAGAAGUUCCACUAUUGUAUAAUUGUCGGAGAUAGCCAUCGGUCUCUAUACCCACUAAGGAUAUCUAGGAGUUCUCCAAAGUAAAUAUGGCGUCUAGGCGCCAAGUUCGGUACUCUCCACUUCCUGAUGAUGAAAAAGAUGAUUAUGAUGGUGUUGGGGAAACACAUGACCCUCGUUUUGAGUAUAGACCUGGAGCCUUUGAUCAAAUCCCUUGGAAAUCCGUAGCCCUUGCACUUUUUUUGCUCUUUCUUGGAUCGUUGCUUCUCUUUCUUUCAUUCUUCAUCUUGACUGGCCACAUGGGUGGAGAGAAAUCCCAGGGCUAUGGUCUCUUGGCUCUUGGAAUCCUUGCCUUCCUGCCAGGCUUUUAUGAAACUCGGAUAGCAUAUUAUGCAUGGAGGGGUGCUAAAGGUUACCGCUUUGCUUCUAUUCCAAGUUAUUAACGAUGUUUGUCUUUGAGGAUUGGUGGUAAAGUUCCUAAGUACCACUUAUGCUUGCCGUUUUAUGAUUCAGAUGCUCUCUCUCUCUCUUCCCCCUUCUCUCCCUCCCCUUUUCCUGUAGGCUUUGGCUGCAAUCCACCUGUGUUGUCUCACUGUAUUUGAUUAUUUAUAAUUUGUAAUUAUAUAAUUGUACUUCACAAAUAAAAGUAGUUGGGAUUGUAUCCA